CAGCAGAUCGCGGCGCUAACGGGCUCGACCACCAGCCCGCUUUCCGGUCCCUCACACAGGACACGCAGCCAGAACGCUGACCGGAAGUUGGAUCGGGCCGCGAGGCCUUCUGGGAGCACCUGCGCUCUGGGACUUAACGGUCGAGCGCUGCUUUUGGGGGUCUAUGGAUCUGUCUGUGGGGCUGCUGCGUGUAGCGUCGGAAAGGAAACUGCGUUUCGGGGGCUUGGGGCUCGUGGCGCUGCCGGGAACCCUCCGCGGGAAGCGAGGGAGCGGCCCGAGGGAUCCGGUUUGCGCCGGCCGCGGGCUGCGAGCUCUCGGGGGGCUCGGAGCACCCCGAGUAAGAGCCGUGCCUCCGGGAUGCUCUCCGCCAGCGGAACUGCCCUGUGAAUGUUUGGAGUUGCAGCCAAAAAACUGGUUUCUCAUGAGAAUUGUAUCAGCUGAACCUUUUAAUUCAUUUAUCUGGCUGGACUAUUAGUAGGUCCUACCUCCCCCACACUGAGACAGAUCUGUGGUAUGAGUUUGAAGCCUGAGAACAGGUGUCUGCCAUGGGAGGAGAGCUUCUGAUCUAAGACCCACACUAAAUCUCGAAGAGUCCUGGCCAGGGGUGGGCUCUGCACCUGCAGGCCAUCCUGACCAGUCCUUCCCAGAGCCAACAAGAACCAAAUGACAUCUCAGCCUUGAAAUACCAGCCACAGCUGUACAACAUGGAGCAGUUGGCACAGACGAUGCCUAGAAGAGCUUGGUCUUCCCAGGACUCUGCACUUUGCCAGGAAGAAGAGGACAUGACCAGAUCUUUUAAAACAGUGACAUUCGAGGAUGUGGCUGUGGACCUCACCCAGGAGGAAUGGCAGCAAAUGAAACCUGACCAGAGGAGUUUGUACCGAGAUGUGAUGCUAGAGACCUACAGCAACCUAGUUACCGUAGGUGGUCCAAUCCCCAAACCAGAUGUGAUCUUGAAGUUAGAGCAAGAAGAGGAGCCCUGGGUGGUGGAGGAAGAGAUGUUCUGGAGACGCUCUGCAGAAGUUUGGGAAGUUGAUGAACAGAUGGAGAAACAACAGGAAACACUUGUGAGGAAAGUCACAUCCACCUCCGAGAAACCUCUGAUUAAGGAAAAUGUCAUUGACUGUAAAGAGGUUGCAGAAAUCUUUCUUCUGAGCUCAGAUGUUGUUCCUUCAAGACAAAGCCUCUAUGAUCGUGACUCACUUAAUAAGUGUUUGGAACAAAACUUAGAUAUUCUUAGUUAUAAUAAGGUUUGUGUAAGAGACAAUAACUUUGAAUGUAAUAAGUAUGGGGCUCCAUUUUAUCAUUGCUCACCCUGUGCCAUAGCUCCCUUUAAAUGUGAUCACUGUGGACAAGACUUCACACAUAAACUUGACCUCCUCAGACAUGAGAGAAACCAUGCUGGAGAAAAACCUUAUGGAUGUAAAGAGUGUGGAAAGUCCUUUAGCAGGAAGGAAAAUUUCAUUACACAUCAGAAAAUCCAUACUGGGGAAAAGCCAUAUAUGUGUAAAGAAUGUGGAAAAGCUUUCAUUCAAAUGUCUAACCUCAUUAGACACCAAAGAAUUCACACUGGGGAGAAACCUUACGCUUGUAAGGAUUGUUGGAAAGCUUUCAGUCAGAAGUCAAAUCUCCUUGAACACGAGAGGAUUCACACUGGAGAAAAACCCUAUGAAUGUAAGGAAUGUGGGAAAUCCUUCAGCCAGAAGCAAAAUCUUAUUGAACAUGAGAAAAUUCACACUGGGGAGAAACCUUAUGCGUGUAAUGAGUGUGGUAGAGCUUUCUCUCGAAUGUCCUCUGUUACUCUGCACAUGAGAAGUCACACAGGGGAAAAGCCCUAUAAAUGUAAUAAAUGCGGAAAAGCUUUCUCUCAGUGCUCAGUAUUUAUUAUGCAUAUGAGAAGCCACACAGGUGAGAAGCCUUAUGUAUGUAAUGAGUGUGGAAAGGUCUUCUCACAAAGUUCUUCCCUUACUGUACAUAUGCGAAAUCAUACUGCGGAGAAGCCCUACGAGUGUGAUGAGUGUGGGAAAACCUUCAGCCGGAAAGAGAAUCUUAUUACACAUCAGAAAAUUCAUACUGGAGAGAAACCUUAUGAAUGUAAUGAGUGUGGGAAAGCUUUUAUUCAGAUGUCAAAUCUCAUUAGACAUCAGCGAAUUCAUACUGGUGAGAAACCCUAUGCAUGUACUGUAUGUGGGAAAGCCUUUAGCCAGAAGUCCAAUCUUACUGAGCAUGAGAAAAUUCAUACUGGAGAGAAACCUUAUCUUUGUAGUCAGUGUGGAAAAGCCUUUAGUCAGAGGCAAAAUCUCCUUGAACAUGAAAAAAUCCAUACUGGAGAGAAACCAUUUAAAUGUAAUGAGUGCAGUAAGACUUUUUCUCGAGUCUCAUCCCUUACUCUUCAUAUGAGAAGUCACACGGGGGAGAAACCUUAUAAAUGUGAUAAGUGUGGGAAAGCCUUUGCUCGAUGUUCAUUACUUACUAUACACAUGAGAAGUCACACAGGUGAGAAGCCCUUUGAAUGUAAUACAUGUGGGAAGGAAUGUGGGAAAGCCUUCACCCGGCCCUCACAUCUCCUUCGGCACCAGCGAAUCCACACUGGUGAGAAGCCGCAUAUGUGUAAGGAAUGCGGGAAGGUGUAUAGUUGUGCCUCACAGCUCACUCUGCAUCAGAUGGUUCACACCGGGGAGAAGCCCCACAAGUGUAAAGAGUGUGGGAAAGGCUUUAUCUCUGAUUCACAUCUUCUUCGACAUCAGAGUGUUCACACUGGUGAGAAGCCCUAUAAGUGUAAGGAAUGCGGCAAGGGCUUUCGUCGUGGCACAGAGCUUGCCCGACAUCAGAGAGCCCAUGCUGGUGAUAAACCCUAUAAAUGUAAGGAAUGUGGAAAGUCCUUUACUUGUACCACAGAACUCCUUAGACAUCAAAAAGUUCACACUGGUGAGAGACCCCACAAAUGUAAGGAGUGUGGGAAGGCUUUCAUUCGAAGAUCAGAACUAACACAUCAUGAAAGAAGCCACAGUGGUGAAAAACCCUAUGAGUGUAAGGAGUGCGGGAAGACCUUUGGCCGUGGCUCAGAACUUAGUCGACACCUGAAAAUCCAUACUGGGGAGAAGCCCUAUAAGUGUAAGCAGUGUGGGAAAGCCUUCAUUCGUGGCUCUCACCUUACCCAACAUCAGAGAAUUCACACAGGGCAGAGGAGUGAAUGAGGAAACGCUGCCAUCGGAAAGUCCUGCAGUUAGAGCCCCUACGAUGGCUAACGGGUGUGGGACAGCAACAUCGCAGGCGUCCUCAUCCCUUCCUCAUCCGCACUAGAAUUCACAUGCAGACCCAGUUAGGGCCAGAAACCACUGGACAUUUGUCACCAGUAGGAAACCUUAUAAGUACAGAAAUUAGAAGUGACUUAAUUGUUGCAGAAUUUAUUGUGAGCUUUAGCUAAUGGAAAACUGGAAAUUCCCGUGAAUAUAAAGAAAGUAGGAAUGCCCUGUCAGUAGCCUAGGGCCAAAUAGGCCUCAGGGAAUUCACACCAGAGAAAUUCACACUGAGGAGGCAGUAAACACAUCAGAGGAGUUAGUCCUUCCCCUGGCUACAGAUGUGAUCUUUCGUACUUAAGGUCACACUUACAUUCAAAGUGCAGCACAUUCUCCCUUCAUCCCACUCACAUUUUAUGAAAUAUUUGCAGGUUUAUUCUAUAAAAUGAGCUUGAACUGAGGAGGUGUGUAAAGGACUUGACCAUGUUUACCUUUUACUCAAGAGUUAGAGCAGGGUAAAUUAUUUGCUGACCUUAAAAUUCUUUUAUAAACUAGCAAUGUUAGCAUCGUAUAUCUAGUUAUACUGUGAGGAUGUGUAUAGCCUGCAGACUAGCAUCUACCUAGUUUUUAAAUUGCACCAAAUGCAUCAGGGCGUUGUGGUGCACACCUGUGAUCUAAGCACCUGGAAGCCAAAGGCAGGAGGAUCACAAGUUUGAGGCUAGCUUGAAGGAUAUUCCAAGAAAAAAGUAUACCAAAGAUAGCUGCUUUCUGUUAUUUUCAAACUUGUAAACUUUUAUAUAACAAUCUUAUAAAAGGAAAGCCUUACAUGCCCAGUGGAUGGAGGGACAUUUUGCAUUGUCCCCUAGACUGUACAGAACACAGGUUCCUUUUGAAGAAAAACUGCAAGCUUUCAUUCCCCGUGUGCCCUUCUGCUUUCAGGAGGCUCACGGUUUGAAUACAGACCGUUAUUUUGAUGACACAAGAGUUGUGUGGGCGGAAGAUGAAAGGUUUCUGAGCUAAGGCCGGUUGGACAAGCAAAGUGUAGGCUUUGCCUAUCUGUCGGCAUUACCAUUUCCCUCUGCCAUGUCGCCAGCCACGUACAGUCUGGGCCUCCUCGCUGCACACUUGGUCUCACGUGGGCGAAAGGAUCUGAGCAGAAGUGCACGUGGCUUUAGUAAGAAGACAGGGAAAUGGUCUUCCCACCUGCAGGGAGCACAUCUGUGCGCCAGGCAGCGCCCGAUCUGUGUUGCAGUCCAAAGGGCCGGAAGCUGAGACUGUCCUAGGCAAUGUGAGGUUAUUGACGUUGUGGCUUCAGGAAACCAUGAACUGCAGAAUAAGGAAUGCAUAUGUUGAAAAUUCAGCUCUUUACAGUGUACCUCUUAGAAAUUACCAUUUAAAAUAUUUUUAUAUAUAUAUUCAGUUUCAGUAAGGUAGGGUGUUUAUAUAAAAUUUCAGCUUUUAUAGUAUAUCUGACAUAGAGAAGCAGUAUUUUUAAAGUACUUUUAGCCAUAUUAUCAAAAUAUAUAUUCAGCUUUGACUUAGUAAGAUAUAGGCUGUUUACUUAAAGCAUUUGAUGGUGUCUUUUUAUAUCCUGGAAAAGUAUUGUUUUCCUGAAUGAAGUGAGAGCCAAGGAGAACCUGCUUAAGCAGCUACACUAAUCCCUCUACACCUAAGUCAUCUGGCAGCUAAAAAUCUUCUACCUCAGGACACAAGGCACUCACAGCUAUGCAGGAGCAAACAUUUGACCAAAUUGGAAAAGCACAGCAUCUAAAAUCAAGUCAGCUAUCUACAAAUCCGUUUUACUUAGAGUAGAGGGUAUUCUGACUAGACAGCAAGUCCUGUCGGAAGCCCAGGGAAAAGGAACGAGGUGCUUUGUUCAGACGUUUGUAGGUGCGCUGCUGAGCAAAGAGAAACUCACAGCAGGUGCUGUGAAAGGAAGUUACCUCCCUGCCUGCGGGCUUCCACUUGGGAACAGCGCCCUCUAGUGAGUCCAUCCGGCUCACGCUGCUAAGGGUUAGACUACUGCAGACAGAGCAGGCAGAGUCCAGGUAGGGAGUGCCUACUAUCCACUUUGGUUUUUUGAUACAGGUCCUCAUGAGCUGGGGCUGACUAGUGAACCCCAGGGACCCACUUGGCUCUGUAGCCUUAGCACUGGAAUUAAAAGCAAGUGCCACAUCACCUGACUUUUUUAUGUGGAUUUUUGGGAGAUGAACUCAGGUCCUCAUGCUUGUACAGCAAGCACUUUAUUGACUGAGCAUCUCCAGCCCAUCAAGUAUUUUUUAAAUGGGAGUUUUAAUCUGCACUGGUAUAUUAAUAAUCUAAAAUUUUAGCUAUUCUAAAAAUAAAACUUGCACACAUUUUAUAAGAAUUAAUAAAAGCAGGAUUUUAAAUGUGAUAUUAGUACUAAUUUUAGUGUUAGAAGGAUAACUCUUUACUUUUCUGCUCAUGUGUACAUACUUUUUUCAAGACUUGAAUGUCCUCUCCCAAAUGUUAUGUGUCAUGAUGCACCUGAAAGCAAGAAUAGGCUGCAGUGCCUUCUUUAGGGAAGCAGCGUUGCAUGCACUGUUGUCAGUGGAUGCCGUGCUCCGUGCUCACUCUGGCUGGGGCACACCCUUUGGUAACAGGUUCUGGAUGGGAAGGGUAUUGAAUGGAAUUGUGCAUGCACACAGAGGAGUGCAGCCGCCUUUCCUCACGUUGUAAUCUACUAUAAACCUCUUUCUAGUCAGCACAGAUCUAACCAGCUUCACGUAUUCACACAGCCCGUUCUUCACCAGCAAGGUUGAGGUUAUUUUACCAUCAACGAUGAGUUCAGGACCCAGAUAUUGCCAUAUGUUGGAGUUUCUGCUUCUGUAAAGCAGGUGAACUCCUGCUAUUUGAAUCCUUGCCUUAACAUAGUAGAUUUAAAAUGUACUCGGUGCCUUAUUAUUUUUGUGGGAAGCUCGCCAUUAUCUCAACAGAAAUGUGUGUGUUUCCCAGCAGUGUAAACCAGGACUGAAAAUGUCCCUUCCAUUUGCACUUCUUAACUGCCAGCAAGGCCGAGCAUCUCCUGUGCCUGUGGGACAUUUGAGCGUUUUUUCUGUGACUUGCACAUUGCUGUCAGCCUCCCUUUGUAAAUCUGGAGUUGGGCCAGGCGGUGGUGCAGUGGUGUGCACGCCUUUAAUCCCAGGCAGAGCAGAUCUCUGUGAGUUCGAGACCAGCCUGGUCUAUAAGAGCUAGUUCCAGGACAGGCUCCAAAGCUACAGAGAAACCCUGUCUCCAAAAAACAAACAAAAACUGGAGUUGGAUUUGUUUUUUUGUUUUGGUUUUUUUUUGUAGAAACAUGGCUAGAUCAUAUUACCACAUUAGCAGUUUAUUGUCUUAGUCUAGCAAAUGUCAUUUGCCCUUGUUUAUAUUAAAAUAAUAGUUACCAAAUGUUGUUUUAUGAAGGGCCAGGCAGUAUUUCAGGCUUUGGGAGCCUGUUUCCAUGCACCCUUUGCAGCAGGGAAACGCAUCCCGUCUGAGCCAGCGGUUCUCGGCCACUUCUGCCGCAUCCCCAGUAGACAUCUGCCAAUGUCCGCAGGCAUUUUGUUUGUCACUUUAAAGAUGAUUGCUGCUUGUGUCUUGUGGGCAGAGGCCAGAGAUCUUCUCGGUGUCUUGUGAUGCACAGCACAGCCCCAAGCAAAAUAAUGUCGCUCUCCAAAGAUGUCAGUUACCUUUCUGGCCAAACUGGAUAUACCGUGUCAAUCAAACCUUCACAGAAGGCAGCUGGUGGAUUGUGCCUGUAGGUGUGGUUUCCUCGCCCUUAUUUUAAAUAGCUUUUGUCUGUAUGCUGUUUUACUGGUUUUGUUUCUGAAUUAUCUUUUAUGCCAGGUGGUUUUCUGUAUUUUAUUGCCUUAAGUCUUCUUCCCUAAGAAUUGAGAGGCUCAGUAGUGUGUGUAAGGGUGGCCCAGUAUUUUUUAAGCAUGGAUUUUUGUUUGCUUAGUUUUGGUUGAAAUUAUAUAAAAUAAAUCAUUUCA
Microtus ochrogaster (prairie vole) is the source of this 7234-nucleotide messenger RNA. It is a transcript of the gene Znf568, whose product is annotated as zinc finger protein 568-like. Gene Ontology annotation, cellular component: nucleus; PcG protein complex; chromatin. The record is from RefSeq and is a predicted model, not a curated record. Gene Ontology annotation, molecular function: histone H3K4 methyltransferase activity; histone H3K36 methyltransferase activity; RNA polymerase II cis-regulatory region sequence-specific DNA binding. Gene Ontology annotation, biological process: regulation of immune system process; positive regulation of reciprocal meiotic recombination; regulation of cytokine production. NCBI's taxonomy places the organism in Eukaryota, Metazoa, Chordata, Mammalia, Rodentia, Cricetidae. The transcript has 9 exons. The coding region runs from base 705 to 3197 and encodes 830 amino acids.